GAGAGUGGUGUACAGCGCAAGGUGUAAGGGCUCCAGUACCAUGAGGCUUGCAGUGAUCUUGUUCUGGACUCUCGCUGACAUCACACUCCUAGCAGGAGCUGAUGAUCUGGAUGGAGAGUGUCGCUUUGAAUAUGCCAACAGCUUUGGAAACAAAUGUUUGAAUGACUACAAUCAGACGUUCAGCUGUGUGCUGGACAGCACCGGACCCUGUCCCACAGAAAACACACUCUGCUGGUUGGAGUUUUCCUCAGAAUACACACAGCUGAAUUGCUCACUACAGAAUACUAGAAACUGUACUGCUUUUGGAGAUGAUUCAUCAUUUGAAGAGUAUUCCGUGUUUGAUAUUUUUCUCUGCAUGACACGGAAUGGACAGACGAAUAAAGAGUUAAUCAUUCAAAACUACAGGUCUAUGUGUAACAUCAAACCAGUAACUCCACAUAACCUAACUGUUCACCGGCGUCUGGGUGGUUACUUCUUCACUUGGGACCAUGGAUAUUUUGAUAAACUAGUUGAAAGCCUAGAAUAUGAACUCUUAGUCUACAAAAAUGGACAUCAUAACCCAAAUUGUUUUCGCCCGAUGAACAACAGCUACUACAUCAAAGAUGAAAACCUUGAGCCUAACGAGAUGUAUGUUGCCAAAGUGAGGUCCAAAUCAAAAUCUCCGUAUGAUGGCCCAUGGAGUGAGGACAGCAAAGCAGUGAGAUGGAAUACUACAAGGACACACGGUUCCAACAUUCUGCUGCCUUUCGGAAAACUUGAUAUCCUGCUCUACUUGGUAGCUGCUCUCUUCUUCUUUGUCCUCUUCUUCAGUUUUACUGCAAGGCAGAAGCUUAAAGCCUUCUCCAAAAUACCAACACCUGCGCCAUACUUUCAGCCUCUCUACAAGAUUUAUAAAGGGAAUUUCCAGAACUGGCUUGUGCAUCCGAGCUACAUGGGAGACUGCAAGAUGGAUGAGCUGUUGAAAAUAGACACUUUAAUCGAAGCCAAACCAAUCAGCAAUGAGGAGAGCUUUCAGCCCCUCCCACCGCACUUUCCUCGAUGCCAAGCUCCUUAUGUCUGCUAUGAUGACAAAGACUGCACUGUAUGUGACCAGAAUGACUGUCCCAGCAGCCCAGAGCCACCCUCGGUCCAGAAAAUCAACAUGGAUGACAUGCAAAAUAUUCAGUCUCAGGACCUGAGUGACACAGACUGCAAAGAUCUGACAUUCAGCUUAGACAGCAAUGAGUCACAGGGGAUUCCAUCCAAGGAACUAGAGAGUCCGGGUUACCAUGAUGACUACUGCACGCUCUCUGACACGCCCAAUGGCCUCGUUCCCACUGUUAUGGUCACAAAGAUCUCUGAGAAGUCACGGGAGGCAGAAUGCUCACAGAUCUUAGAAAUGGACCUCAAUGCUACAGGUUGACACUUGAAACAUACCUGCAACAUACGAGGGUUGGACAAUGAAACUGAAACACCUGGACAAUAGUGUCUGAGGUUUCAUGCCUAUACUGAAUAUGCGCAGCCUGGUGACCAGUCUUCACUGACUGUACAUUCCAUCAGUGUGGGCAGAAUGUAAAGGUUGAAUAAGCAGAUAAAUAGCACAGAUGUACAUACAUUUUUGCAGUCCACACAACAUAAUAAGAGACAUAUCUGAGUUCAAAAGAGGACAAAUUGUUGGUAUGCAUCUUAUAUCUGAUCAGGACAGUAAGACUUUGUGGGAUAUCAAGAGCCACAGUAUCCUGGGUAUUGUCGGCAUACCACCAGGAAGGACGGACCACAUCCAACAGGAGUAACUGGAUGCAAGAGGAAGCUGUCUGACAGGGAUGUCUGGGCACUAACCUGGAUUCUAUCCAAAACACAUAAGACCACAGCUGCCCAACUCACUGCAGAAUUAAAUCCACACCUUGACUCUCCUGUUUCCACCAAAACUGUUGGUCAGGAGCUCUACAGGGUCAGUCUUCAUGAUGGGGCUGUAUAGCCAAACCUUUGGUCACUCGUGCCAGUGCCAAAUGUCGGUUUCUAUGGUGUCGGCUGAGCAAUGUUUGACUGUGGACAAUGUGAAACGUAUUGUUCUCUGGGGUGUCCACCUUCACUGCAUUUCCCACAACUGGGAGAGUCAUGGUGCGGAAAUGCCCCAAAAGAGGCUUAGCGCCCGGACUGCUGUGUACUCAGAGUGCAGCACAGUGGUGGAUCAGUGAUGCUUUGGGCUGCAAUAUCAUGGCAUUCCCUAGGCCCACUACCCGUUCUAGAUGGCCGUGUCACUGCUAUGGACUACCAUCCAACAUUGCACCCUGAAGGUGGUGCCAUGUAUCAGGAUGAUAAUGCACCAAUACACACAGCAAGACUGCUUACAGAGUGGUUUGAUGAACUUGAUAAUGAAGGUGAACAUCUCCCAUGGCCUGCAAAAUAUUAUUGAGCCACUUUGAGCACCCUUUUUGGGUGUUUUGGGGGAGCGAAACAGGAAUUGUUUUCCUCUACCAGCAUCACAUAGUAACCUGGCCACUGUUCUGCAAGAGGAACGGCUCCAAAUCCCUCUGGUCGCAGUGUGGGACUUGGAUCUGUCAUUCCCAAGAUGAACUGACAUUGUCUUGGCCACAAAAGGAGACCCUACAACAUAUUAAUAAAUUACUGAGGACUAAAACCAGGUGUUUCAGCUUCAUUUUCCCAGCCUUGUAUGUCAUAGCAGUACUUUAAGUGUGAACUGGUGCGUGGCAGAAAUGUGAGGAUCUGGGAGAUAAAAUAACCGUCCAAACGGAACAAACCAAUAAAACAAACACACAAAGGUGAAAAACCCAGCCUACAAUAAUACUUCUACAUGACAAGCACACUUGGUAGAGCAUGAGUGAGUCAGUUUCAUUAUGUUAAUUUCUGGAAAGAAAAUCAAAACAGGUUACAGUGUUACUGUGAAAAGUGACACCAUAUUGCUUUAGAAAGAAUACAACUGAUGAUAUUUCAUUGAAGUUGUCGCACGGAUUACUCGUGAUUUCGUUGUUCUGGAUUAUACUAGUUGAUAUCAUUUUGCUGUUUAUUAAACAGUAUAUGUUAAAUAGAUUUCUCUAAAAUGUUGUGCAUUUAAUAUUCUGUAUAAUACACUGUUAAAUGGUUUUAUAAUACAUAACUGGAAUACAGUUGAUACACUAUGUUUCUUUAGUCAAAAUGAAGAGAGAUGCUGGUGUUUUCUGUUAUGCAUUUAGCUGCUCGAUAAGUAAAACUUCUUUAUAUAUGGCAUAAUGUUCCAUUUACAUAUUUUCUCACUGUACUAUCAGUCAUAGCUUUUUCAUUCUACUGUAAUGACAUUUUUUUAAACUGGAGACAUGUUAACUACAGUUCCCUCCACCAUUAUUGUAAAGAUUUGUAAAAAAGCUUAGAAAAAAUGGCAGGAAGCUAAAACUGGGCCUUCAUUGGACCUUCUAGCAGAUCAGUGAUCCUAAGCACAUGCCCAAAUCAACAGAAAAAUGGUUAGCAGACCAGCGAAUCAAGCUUCUGCCACGGACAUCACAGUCCCCUGACUGGAACCCCAUUGAAAACCUGUGGGCUGAGCUGAAGAGGAGCAUGUAUAAUAGAAGGCCUACCAAUCAUCUAAGAUACCCUGCUCUAGAUUCUCCAGCCUUAUAAAAUAUUAUAGGAGAAGACUCAGUGCUGUUAUACUGCUAAAGGGAGGUUAUACAAAGUAUUAAAUGCUGGGGUGACAAUAAUCGCGGCACAUGUGUUUUUGUUGAAAAGAAUUAUUCCUGGUGAAAGAAUUGUUUUUGUUUGAAUAAAUUUAUUUUAAUGAAA
Brienomyrus brachyistius is the source of this 3756-nucleotide messenger RNA. It is a transcript of the gene il21r.2, whose product is annotated as interleukin 21 receptor, tandem duplicate 2. The transcript has 9 exons. Gene Ontology annotation, cellular component: external side of plasma membrane. The coding region runs from base 41 to 1402 and encodes 453 amino acids. Gene Ontology annotation, molecular function: protein binding; cytokine receptor activity. Lineage: Eukaryota; Metazoa; Chordata; Actinopteri; Osteoglossiformes; Mormyridae. Gene Ontology annotation, biological process: immunoglobulin mediated immune response; cytokine-mediated signaling pathway. The record is from RefSeq and is a predicted model, not a curated record.